ACCUCGGUUUCUUCUCUCAUCUCUCUGUGCAUGCUACAACAGAAUUUUGCAAACAAAGCUUAAAAUCAUCCGUUAGUGACACUCAAAAGUAAUACAGGCGAUUGCUUUCAUAAUGGAGACGUUACCUACACAAGAUGUAAUGGAUGGCGAGUACAGUGAGGAAGAGGAAUGCUCACAGGAGUCUGGUGCAUGGGGAAGGCUCUUUCCCCUUGGAGAAAGUUUUAUUGCAAUGGAUUUAAACAAAGAAGAGUACUCAUUUGGACGAGGGGAGAAUUGUGAUGUACCAUUUAACAAUAAUGGGUCAAAGAAGCAUCAGUGUUUCCAGGCCUACAGCAAGGUUCAUUUCAAAAUCCUACGACAAACCACUACCACAGGAGUUCACGUGUUUCUUGAAGACUUUUCCAGCAAUGGCACAUUUAUAAACGGAGACAAAGUUGGGAAAGGAAAUAAACAGGUGCUUGCAAACAAUGAUGAAAUAGGUCUAGCUCUAAAGAAAAAUAAAGCAUUUAUGUUCAUGGAUCUGGUUGACGCCAACGACAGUGAUAUCCCAGACGAAAUUAAGGAGAGGUAUACUCUCACAAAAACAUUAGGCAGAGGAGCUUGUGGGGAAGUGAGGCUGGCAUUUGCAAAAGGCUCUUGUGAAAAGUUUGCUGUCAAAAUCAUCACCAAGAAGAAGUUCACAACAGGGGGAAAACAUGCUGUGAAUUUGAGUAAGCAAGUUAUGAGUGAAGUAAAUAUAUUGAAGGCAUUAAAACAUCCCUGUAUAAUAGGUAUUGAAGACGUGAUAGACACACCCGAGGUUUUGUACAUAGUCUUGGAAUUAGUGGAGGGAGGGGAACUGUUUGAUAAGGUUGUCAGUCUCAGCCAGUACGAUGAGCCAACCGCUAAACUCCUCUUUUACCAGAUGUUACUUGCCUGCAAGUAUCUUCACGAACAGGGUAUUACACAUAGAGAUUUAAAGCCUGAGAAUAUCCUCUUACAAUCAGAUGAAAAGGAGACAUUAAUAAAGAUCACAGACUUUGGUUUGUCAAAGUUUGUUGAUGCUGGCUCAAUGAUGAAAACGUUCUGUGGUACGCCAACCUACCUCGCCCCAGAAAUCCUGAUCACCGCUGGAUCAGGCACAUACACAAAGGCCAUCGAUGCUUGGAGUCUCGGGGUUAUACUGUUUAUAUGUUUGGCAGGUUACCCCCCAUUUUCUGAUGAGCGGAAGGACAUGGACCUACCCAAACAGAUCAUGGGCGGCCACUAUACCUUCCCUAAACAGUACUGGAAAGGAGUCUCUGAAGACGCCAUAGACCUGAUAAAGAAACUGAUGACUGUGGACGCAGCCAAGAGGAUCACGCUGGCAGAUGCCCUUCAGCACCCCUGGUUCAAGGAUGAGGAUAUGAAGGUGAAGUCUCAGAAGCUCAUGUACCCGGACCAGGACGUGAUGGGACCGCCAUCAACUAAGCCCAAGUCUUCUCCAAAGAAGCGACCAAUGGCACCAUCAUCAGAUGAACCGGAGGCCAAGAGGCGGGGAUCUUGUGACACCAAUUCCCCUCCCACCACCCCAACCACCUGAAGUGGACCUGCCAUACCUCUCAUAUAACUUGAUUGUACAGACCUGGCCAAUUCUGAGGGUUACAUGCAUUCUCUCUGUUUAAAUUCAAAUUUAGCAGCAUUUUAGAUUAUAUACUUAAGUUUUUGAACAUGAAUUUCUGAUAAUGUUGAAAUUGCAAGAAACUAGUUUAUGAUGUUGAAUGUAGAAUAAUGUUGAAUGUAAAAUCAUGUUUAUGUUGACUAUUGAUCUGUUCUUUUAGGGAAAUCAAUGUUGCAAGUUUUAUUUUCCUACAUGUUAAACUUUGGUAGGCAAAUGUUUGAUUUUUGGUUGUUUUUACGUUACUUUAUUUAAAUUUUGUGACAUUUAUUUGGUGGCAGCUGCCAUAUUUUCUACAUUUUUUUCAUUUGUUAUGAAUAUUUUUGAAGCUGUGCUUCAUAGCCUUUGAUGGACAUGGUUCUAUGGUCAGGACAUGGUUCCAUGAUGAUGAUUUUGAACAAAAUAAAAUGUUCUCUAUUUGUUGUGAAAGUUGGUGUCAUUGGUGGCAGUGUCAUGCAUACAUAUGAAACUUGGUACACAAUGUCGAUGUUAGUUACCAGCAACAUUUGGCCGAUUGUCCAGUACUUAAGUUAACGACGUGAUUACGAACAUCAUUUUUAACUUUUUAAAGGUAAAAUAUUUCAUGACAUGUUCAUAUAUUUAAACAAAACGAGUACAACUGAAAGCUUGGCUAAAAUCUUGUUGAAGACAGCAGAUCAGAUGUGUAUCCAUGAACCUUUCAGAGCAGUAAAGAUAACAAACAUGACAUUAACAACAUUGUUAACUGGAACAAAGUUCUGAACAAUCAGUCAGAUAUGCCCAUGAUUUAUGUAGUAAGGCCCAAAACUGUGGUUUUGGUAAUAGUGAAGUUAUGUCCCUUGGUUACCUGGGGAGAAAACAGAAAAUUGGUUACAAGUAUUGGUGUAUUUCUUGCUAUAGUUCCAUUUCUGAAAGAACAAUUCUGCUUGCUUUUAGUGUUUUAAUUUAAGUAAACCCAGUAUUCUUGUAUCUUUUUAGAUUUUAUUUUGGUAUUUUUGUUCUUUUGUACAUUAUUUUAUUUUUGUAAAAUACUCUAAGAUUCAUUGUUGGUGUCAGAGGCACACAGUUUAAAAUCAUUAAAAAACGUUAGAAGUGUUCCGUUUGCUGAUAUUCUGUUAGAAAGACAUUUGCAUUUAAUCAACUAUCACAUGUUUAUUAUCUAUGUUUCUUGAACAUUUUGUGUUUCAUUUGAGGACCAUAUUAUAAUUGUGAUAUAUUAUCAUGUCUUACUGUAAUUGUUUACAUCUCUUGUCUUGAUGUGUUUUAAAAAUGUAGUAAAUGUGAUUUUACAUCACACA
Molecule: messenger RNA, 2913 nt
Organism: Mya arenaria
Lineage: Eukaryota; Metazoa; Mollusca; Bivalvia; Myida; Myidae
Product: serine/threonine-protein kinase Chk2-like
Exons: 15
Coding region: 113-1561 (482 amino acids)
Biological process (GO): protein phosphorylation; mitotic DNA damage checkpoint signaling
Cellular component (GO): nucleus; cytoplasm
Molecular function (GO): protein serine/threonine kinase activity; ATP binding; protein binding
Source: RefSeq, a predicted model, not a curated record